Messenger RNA from Naegleria gruberi, 1377 nucleotides. RefSeq lists its product as uncharacterized. The transcript has a single exon. NCBI's taxonomy places the organism in Eukaryota, Heterolobosea, Eutetramitea, Acrasida, Naegleriidae. The record is from RefSeq and is a predicted model, not a curated record. Bases 1 to 1377 code for a protein of 458 amino acids.
AUGCAAAACAUCUCUUCUGGUGCCACCUUAUUAUUGUUGAUUUGCUCAUUGGCUCUUGUGGGUUUCCUUAAUGCUCAAAGCUGUACCUCAUUCUUUGCCUCUGAUGAUAAUAUUGCACUCUACGGAAAGACUGGUAAUAAGUGUUUAAUAGGAAGUGUUUUCAAUUCCAACUCUUGUAAGAAAAUUUCGGAUAUCUUUACACAAAAGAGAGGAACACAAUGUUCUAAGAGCUCUGACUGCAUCUUGAGUGUAAUGGCUUGUAGAAAUGGAAUUUGUGUAUCCGAAGCUAGAUAUACAGGCGAUAAUUGUAUUUCUGACUCGGAGUGUGUUUUAACUGGAUCCAUGCCUUCAGUUUGUUAUGCUGGAAAGUGUAGAGUUAUGACUGUUGAACAAACUCUCCCAGUUGGUGGAGUAUGCUUUAAGCAAACUAACAAUUACACAAUUUCAACUUGUGUAGCUGAUUCAACCUGUUACAAUUCUGUUUGUAUGGCCACAAACACCAAGACUGCUGUUGGUGCAAAUUGUUCAAUGAUUGAGGAUGGAAAAUUAUCUGUCUGUGGAAGUGGAUUGAUUUGUAGUACAAACCAAUGUGUGGCCACAUUGAAUAUUGGUGAGACAUGUACUAGCGACAAAACAUGUGUUGGCAUCUGUAGAAAAACCUCAGCCUCUGCUGUAGCAUCCACUUGUCAAUCCAAGCUUGCAGCUGCAGGUGAGUAUUGUGUCAGUGAUAAUGAAUGUGGACCAAGUGGAGUUAAGCUCAUGAUGUGCAGAAAUAAUCAAUGUGUCAGAAGAAAUAGCGUCCUAAAUGGAAAGACAUGUUCUGCCAAUGAUGAAUGCUUCAGUGGUUAUUGUAAUAAUACCGUUUGUGCAUCGAUUUCAAAAUCUUGUAAAGUUUCUACAGAUUGUGUUCCUUCAUAUAACACUGUUAAUGAAAUGUCACUUGAAGUUGACUAUUGCCUAUGCCCAGGAUCUAAUAUUACCUCCACUUCAUCAGGAUCCUGCAUGAAGACUACUUGUGAAGGUUUCAGAAUCAAUUUUGAUGCUUGUUUGUGGAAUCAAUAUGGACUUGUAAGGCCAUUCAAGUUGACCAAUGAUAAGAGAACUUUCAUUGAUACUGAAUCAACUCUUUUCAAAGGAAAAUGUGCAAGACAACUCGCUCAAUACUACAAAUGCAUGAACCAAAACUUUGCAGAUGCCAACUAUGUUGUCACUUCUUCUUUCCAAGGUUUAGAUAUGGAUGUUGACAUUGUUCCAUAUGUUGAACAAGUUCAAUUGACUCCAAUUCAACCAGCAAGCUCUGUAAAUUCUGGCUCCUUCAAUUUCAUUUCAGCAAUUGCUUUGGCAGUAUUUGUUGCCAGCAUGUUGAUUCUCCAUUAA